AUGCGGCAGAAAAUCAGCGAAGAGCGAGUGUACCUACCGACUCCAGGCAGGCGCUUGAUGUUCGGAAAAGAGUUUGCUGGUGUUGUCGUCAAGGGAAUGAAGCGAAUCACAUUCGACAAAUGGCUGGACAACUACCUUCACAAGGGGGAUACAGAGGAGGAGGAAGAAAACGACCUGGAUGUAGACCUCAUGGACGAAAAACUCGUUCACGAGCACUGUGAAGCCGCCAAAACAGAGAUGAGAAAGUUGCCUGCAGAGGAGCUUGGAAGCGCCAAGCGAGCUGUGACACAAGCAGAUGGAACGUGGGGCACACGUGGAUUCCAUAGUAAGAACUGCACGGUCACUGCCGGAUCAGCAGACGCACUGAAGGACAGGCUGCUAGCUUUGGGAAAGUAUCACGGCCGUAACAUCCACUCGUGGAAGGAACCAAAAACAAAGAAGAAGCAGACAUGCGACUUCCAUCCGCAAAAAACAUGCACCUGCGAGAAGUGUAAGAAGAAAGGCAAAGGUGAGGAGCCGGUCUGUGGCAGGGGGAAGCCGUACACUUCAAAGCCGUCCAUUUCCUGUCCACUACACAGCCAGAUGUAUGAGAUUGAGACGGCACGUCGGACAGAACAGACACACGAUAUCAUCCACCCUGAUCUGGGCCGAGGCAACUCAAAUCUGCCCGAAGCAUCGCACAAUUUGUUGAUAAGACUUCGGUCUAAAGAUGUUUUCUUGAGUCGCCUGCAUUAUAUCGUUAAGACUGACAUGGGCCUUCUACAAAGCUGUGUUUCUUGGGAGCAGGCCUCCCUACCCAUCGGGCCGGACUUCAAACACUGGACAGUAGAGCUGUUCAAAAGGAUGAAGUUACCCAUCCCGCCCGGUAUGAUUAAAAAUGUAGAGAAGGCGUUGGUGGAACGGAACAAGGACCCAGAGAGGGCAAAGACAGACAGGAAGAAGGCCCAGCGCAUCGCCUUGAAAGUCGCCCGUGUCCUGGAUAGCGAAGAGCGGAAAAAGGGGAUAAAGCAAAGAGAUAUCCAACACAGCUACGGGAGCGCUGAAGCAGCAGAUGACAGUGAAGACGAAGCUACAGCAGGGGAAGAUGAUGCUAGAAACGUCCUCACAAGUGACAGCCAGCCAAUCAGAGGGAAGAAGAGUACGAAGGUCGUCGGCAGAGUGGUAGGGUUGCGUGCUCCCAAGCAAACCAUUGGCAGGAAGCGAAAGUCACCACGGAAAGAGCAACCAUCUAGAAUGAAAAGUAAAAAAGCAAAAAGACAGAACUAA
Branchiostoma floridae (Florida lancelet) is the source of this 1266-nucleotide messenger RNA. RefSeq lists its product as uncharacterized. The transcript has 5 exons. Lineage: Eukaryota; Metazoa; Chordata; Leptocardii; Amphioxiformes; Branchiostomatidae. Bases 1 to 1266 code for a protein of 421 amino acids. The record is from RefSeq and is a predicted model, not a curated record.